Messenger RNA from Dreissena polymorpha, 2805 nucleotides. RefSeq lists its product as uncharacterized. The record is from RefSeq and is a predicted model, not a curated record. Gene Ontology annotation, biological process: proteolysis. Bases 1 to 2805 code for a protein of 934 amino acids. NCBI's taxonomy places the organism in Eukaryota, Metazoa, Mollusca, Bivalvia, Myida, Dreissenidae. Gene Ontology annotation, molecular function: aspartic-type endopeptidase activity. The transcript is spliced from 4 exons.
AUGGAUUUAGCCAAAGCCCAAGCAGAAAGUAUGUCUCGCGACCAGCAUAGAUCACAUCAUGGAUCACAUGAGCAUGUAGAUAAAAUUCACAGACGACCAACGACGACGUCAAAGCCGAAUCCGUCUGAGCGAAAUACACAUACAACCACACAUCGCCAAGAAAACUCAAGUCAGAUACGUAGGGCAUCUUCUUGCAGAAAUUGUGGUGGACCGUAUCCACACCAGAACGGUCGCUGCCCGGCAAUCGGAUCUAAGUGUAACUACUGUCACAAGGAUAACCACUUCAUUGCAGUGUGCAGAAAAAGGCUACAAUCAGGCCAACGACAAGUGCGGGAGAUUAACGCAGAGCUGGAUUCCGAGUCCCUGGGCCGAGACUCGAACUCGGAAGAGGAGUACCUAUACGGAUUAUCUGUAAACGCUAUCGGCAAUAAAAAGGUACCACUCAUAAAACUUACAAUACAAGGUGUUAAAACAAAUGUACUGGUAGAUACCGGAAGUAGCAUCAAUGUGGUGUCCGAGUCAAUUCUGUCAAAAAUGACACCGCGUCCGAAACCCCGAAAAGCUCAAAUAAAAGCAUACGCAUUCGGUCAAAAUAUAUCUCUGCCGGUUCAGAACACAUACACACUCACCAUCGAGUCAGACAAGAAAUUCGCGACAGCAGUGUUCCAUACCAUAAAAGACACAUCAGAAACUUUAAUAAGCUAUGAAACAGCCGUCGAACUCGACAAACAAAUAAAAUUCCAUAUCGACGAAAAUGUUGUGCCGUCAAGCCAGCCGGCUAGACGGAUCCCGUUUCACGUUCGUGAGCAAGUCGAACAAGAGCUCAAUCGGUUAGAGGAGCUGGACGUCAUCGAGAAAGUCAACGGACCAACGCCGUGGGUGUCAAACCUAGUGGUAGCUCCAAAGCCGAAUGCACCCAAGGAAAUUCGUCUAUGUGUCGACAUGCGCAAAGCCAAUCUUGCACUUAAACGAGAACGUCAUGUGACGCCAUUUUUCGACGACAUAGUAUCAGAAUUAAACGGCUCAACGGUGUUCUCUAAGGUGGAUCUGUACAAGGGAUUCCACCAGCUGGAUCUCUCCGAAGAAUCAAGAAAUAUGACAGUGUUUGCUAGCCAUGUAGGCCUACGGCACUACAAACGUCUCAGCUUUGGAGUAAGCAUUGCGCCAGAAAUAUUUCAAAACGAAAUCCGACAGGCUCUACAAGGUUUGAAGAAAACGUUAAAUAUCAGUGACUACAUAAUCGUGCACGGCAAAACACGACAAGAACACGACACAAAUCUGGAAGCGCUUCUGCAAAGAUUGCAGGAGAAGGGUCUCACCCUCAAUAGACGAAAUAUCCGCGAUUACUCAACAAUAUCCGAACCGUUAAGACGCCUCACUCAAGAUAAGGUCGCGUUUGAGUGGACAAAUAAGCAAGAGACCGCGUUUAGACAGCUCCAAAACGCACUAUCAAGUGAUCAAGUCAUAACAUACUUCGAUCCUUCUAACGACACAGAAUUAUGGGUAUACGCCAGUCCUGUCGGUGUUUCUGGAAUACUAAUUCAGGACAGUAAGAUAAUUGCAUACGGAAGUAGGUCACUCACCCCAGUCGAACAGCGCUACAGUCAAACAGAACGAGAAGCUCUCGCCUGUGUUUGGGGAUGCCAACAUUUUCAUUUAUACUUGUUUGGCAAAGCAUUUACCUUGAUCAGCGAUCAUCGGUGUCUGGAGUCCAUUUUUAACAACACAAAGCAGAUCCAGUCAGCCCGUCUUGAACGAUGGCGUUUAAGAUUGACCACAUACAAUUUCAAAGUGAAGUACCGUGCUGGAAACCAAGUGAUCGCCGACUACUGCUCCAGACAUCCGAUUCAAAAAUUCAAAGCAGACAACGUAGCAGAAGAAUACGUUAAUUUCCUCGCGAGCAAUUCAGUGCCAAAAUCGUUAACCCUCUCAGAGGUCGCGCGUGCCACCCAGACAGACUGUGUGAUUCAGUGUGUAAUUCAAGCUGUUAAAUACAACACUUGGGACAAACAAAAUUGCUCGCAGCCAGACAGUUAUUGCCGUUAUCUAAACGUUCGCGAAGAACUGACCGUGGUAUCACUCUCAGAUGGACAUAUUUUAUUGCGUGGCACCCGAUUGUGUAUCCCAGAAUCAUUGCAGCAUAAGGCCAUUAACCUGGCACACGAGGGUCACCAGGGUCGAAUCCGUUGUAAAUCAUUGCUGCGUGAAACCUGUUGGUUCCCAUUCAUGGACAAACUCAUAGACGACAAAUGCAAACAGUGUAUACCCUGCAUGUCCGCAUCAGACGAAACAGUACAAGAACCAGUUAAGCCAAGCCCGUUGCCUAAGCGUCAGUGGGAUGAAAUUUCGGUUGAUUUCUGUGGCCCAAUGCCUUCUGGAAGCACCCCGCACCCAAGCACAGGAGUUUCACCAUUUGAACUAAUGUUCAACCGCAAAAUGAAAACAAAACAUCCGAAAGUCAAGCAGAAAAACAAAUACUACGCCGAUAAACGGAAUAAAUCAAAAGCACCUGCUUUACGGCCAGGAGACAAAGUUCUGGUCAAACAGCAGGUGCGAAACAAACUCGAUACACCGUUUUCGCCAGUUCCCGGAAGUGUCGUGUCGCGCAAGAAUUCUAUUAUUACGGUUCGACAUAAGGAUCGAAUCCUUACACGCGACGCCUCUCACCUCAAGCCUGUGCUGGCUUUACCGCCAUCUCACGAUGACAUCGUACGCCAGGAAAUAGCCGUCCAUCAACCCGUACAACAACCGCUCAGACGUUCGAGUCGUGAAAGAAAGCCGCCGCGAAAAUACGACAAUGACUAA